UUAAUGAAAUUAGUGUAGGUAAAAGAAAUGUGUACAUUUUAUUUUGGCAAAAUAAGUAAGAUGUAAAAUACACUUUUACCCAUAAUUUAAUGCAUUAUACAAAUUAAAAUACUCGAAUAAUAGUGAAAGUAUCAAUGCUCAAGCAAAUUUAAUUCAGAAAUCUUUAGAACGUAGAAGUAUACAUCAGUUUGCUACUUGAAAUGAUUGCUCAAGAAAAGGAAAAAGAAAAACCUAUAGAAGACAAAAGGAGUUCCCCGGAUAUUUCGUCUGAAAACGCGAAAACUAACAGAACUUUAGAGUUUAUUAGUAAGAUUAAGACCUAUAAAAUUGCAUUAGGUGCAUCCGUUAUUUUCUUAUCAAUAAUUACCAUUAUAACAUUACUGGUUUUAUUCAGUGGGCAGAAAGUUACUGUACCCUCUAAAGAUGGGAAAAUAAUUGCCCAUACUAGCUGCGGAGAAGUCGAAGGCUUAAUGGAAGACAGUUCAUUUGCGUUCCGGGGAAUUCCAUUCGCUAGACCUCCAAUCGGAGACCUACGAUUUAAAUAUGCUCAACCUCUGGAUAAAUUAGACUAUUGUUGGAACGGCACUUUCAUAGCCCACAAUGAUUCAGGCGUUUGUCUGCAAAUCCUCGGCAACGGAACAUUAAUCGGAAAAGAAGAUUGCCUUACUCUAGACGUUGUAACUCCUUAUGUUCGCUAUGAUAAUCCACUACCGGUAAUCGUAUUAAUCGGCGCUGAGAGCCUCAUAGGCGGCUCUCCGGGGAAAAUGAGACCUUCGGCGAGGUACGCAAGAUCCAGAGACGUGGUGUUUGUGAGGCCUAAUUUCAGGCUCGGCGCCUUAGGCUUCCUCGCGUUGGACGCAAUAUCUCAAUCAGACUAUCCCAAAACUUCAGGCAACUACGGUUUGAGCGACAUAUUGGAAGCUUUGAAAUGGGUUCAAUAUAAUAUAGAACAUUUUGGUGGCAACAAAAAUGCUGUUACAGUAUUCGGACAUCGAGCCGGGGCUACGCUCAUCACAGCCCUAAGCGGAAUGCGAGGAGCCAGUAAAUAUUUCAUAAGGGCUUGGGCUUCGUCAGGUAGCAUAAUUUACCCACAAGAAGAUUUAAAAGAGUAUGAGGUCGAGAACAGGAGCUUCCUAGACUCGGUUCGUUGCGCUGAUAUUAAAUGUUUAAGAGAAAUUGAUGCAGAAACGUUGGUGUCUUCUAUCGAAGACACUUGGAGAAAGCCAUCGUUGGAUUUACCUUCCAUAGAGGAGAAGCCGGAGAAGAGGCAUCACUGGCUGGUGCAGGAUGGUCGAUUUUUGAAGUCGGCCGAUUUCAACCGCACCUGGGAGAACAGCAAAGGAGCACCGGUAAAUUUGAUAAUAGGCACCACCUCCCACUCGGCCAGUUCUGAGAAGCUUCUAAUGAAACAUAAAGAAUGGACGAGUGAAUUAGUCAGGCAACACGUCCUGCAAUCUUUUAUGUCCGAAAAUCCGAUGGUCGAGGACGUUUUAUCCAUGUACAAUUUAACUUAUGAAGAUUUGAGCAAAAUGAUAUCGGACAUUCGAAUAGUUUGCCCGCUUCUCCAUCUUUCUAGUCAAAUGAAGACUGUACCUUUCUAUGUGGUCACGCAGACUCGAUUUCCGGAAGAUAUUGCCGAUAUCGAUUCGGACGUGGACGCGAUUUUAGGCAGGUACGAGCCCAGAACGCCGGAGCAGAGAAGAUAUUUCUCGGCUAUGCAGGGGUUGUUCUACCAUUACGUGUGGCAUGGUAACAUCGAAGAGAACAUGAUCGGUCAGAGAGUGUUAGUUGUAGGACAAGAUGUUCUGCCCAACUCGACGUAUUCACACUGUGAUUAUUGGAUGCAGAAAAACGUUGUGCCGAAAUAUGCUGCUCUGGAUUAAUAUAUUUAAGGAAAUCCCGUUUAUUUAUUCUUCGUGUAGUGUGUAAAAGUGAAUGUAUU
Molecule: messenger RNA, 1942 nt
Organism: Phyllotreta striolata
Lineage: Eukaryota; Metazoa; Arthropoda; Insecta; Coleoptera; Chrysomelidae
Source: the annotation of a GenBank genome assembly